GCACAGGGCGAUGGAGCCUCCGCACGAGGCGAAGAAUAUGGAGCACGAAAUGUGCAAAGACGGGACAAGACAAUGUGAGAAGGGUAUCUGCUCCCAGUCCCGCCAGUAAACGAACGUCAGCAACCACAGAGCCAUUGAUAAUCUCCUGCUUCGUGCGAGGCACACAUGAGGCGCAGCGCCGUGCUGCACUGCGCUAAUUGCCCUUUUGGGUGGGAAUGUCGCCGCGUUGCUUACCGAGACGGGUGGCGAGUGCCUGUAGCUCAAAUCCCGUCACAGGCGACAGAUGAUGUCCGAGCUCUGUGCUAUCGCCUGGCGGACCUACUGUCAAGAGGCCGGUCGAUCCAGCGUCGUGCUUUCUCGUCAGAAGGAGACCCGAGGCCGUGCGCGCGUGCCGCAGCUUUCUUUGGUGGUGGCACCGAACCCCCUCGUGGCUGAAAGAUUAUACGAUCGGGAGCGAGAGCAGCCGCGAUCCGGGAGAGACGCUCUCAGGACCUCGUGGGUGAGACCGACAACACACCACAGGCCUGCGGUGGUGGUGACUGGACGGGUGUCGGGUCCAGGGCAGCAACUGAUUGGACCUGUCCCGGGCUGUGCGAUCCGAUUCCUCCUCAGAUAUAGUACGGGACCGGUGUGGCGAGCCCAGAGAUCGAGGGACGGCAAAGAAGCAGUGUGGGCUGUCGGGCUGCUGGCGUCUGGCGUCUGGCGUGCGCACUCUCUUUUGUCGUCGUGACCCUCCUCGGCGUCGUUGGGCUUUUGUUGACGUUACUCUCGAUGCCUUUCGCGAUCACCACGGAGCAAAUCCAAGAUGGCACUGUUGGAAUCACAGAAUGGCUCGUGCCCAAAAUGCUGCUGGACAGGGAUUAUCGUGGUCGCAGCCGUUGCAAGCCAAAAGCAAGUGACACAGGUAUCAGAACGAAUUCCAGUGCUGGGCGCCAGGGCUGUGCUAAGCAAAUGGUUGAGAAGGCUCUGCCGGAGACGUAGCCAGGUUUUCCCUCUAUUUUUGUUGUCGUCUUUGUACUUUCGUGAGAGGUAGUGGUGGUUGCCUUUUUUUUUCCUAUUCUUUUUCAUUACGUGCUUUUUUUUUCCUGCAGCUAAAUUUCUUCCCAAAGAAGCUAUCCGGCGGAAGGAGCGGACGACCGCCGAUCAUAAGGGCCGUGCACGCA
Molecule: messenger RNA, 1163 nt
Organism: Gaeumannomyces tritici R3-111a-1
Lineage: Eukaryota; Fungi; Ascomycota; Sordariomycetes; Magnaporthales; Magnaporthaceae
Exons: 1
Coding region: 284-730 (148 amino acids)
Source: RefSeq, a predicted model, not a curated record